Molecule: messenger RNA, 1547 nt
Organism: Gambusia affinis (western mosquitofish)
Lineage: Eukaryota; Metazoa; Chordata; Actinopteri; Cyprinodontiformes; Poeciliidae
Gene: gorasp1a
Product: golgi reassembly stacking protein 1a
Exons: 9
Coding region: 121-1503 (460 amino acids)
Biological process (GO): Golgi organization
Cellular component (GO): Golgi apparatus
Molecular function (GO): protein binding
Source: RefSeq, a predicted model, not a curated record
AGCACCGACGCUCGAUUGUUUUGGGCUGCUAAAAAAUGGUUGCAAAGUGUCAACCAUAGCAAUUCUCUCUCGUUAUUUUUUUUUAAAUAACACUAAUAAAAUUACUAAUUGAUUUCCGCAAUGGGAUUAUCGCAGAGCUCAGAAGUCCCCGAGGGAGGGACGUACGGAUACCACGUCCACGGCAUUCAGCCCAAUUCUCCUGCAGAAAAGGCAGGACUGCAGCCCUUCUUUGACUUCAUUCUGUCUCUGGACAACCAAAGACUCAGUGAGGAAAACGAGCAGCUGAAGGAGCUCCUGAAAGCCAACAUGGAGAGAGCUGUGAGGAUGGAGGUGUACAGCACCAAAACCGCAGGGGUGCGAGAGCUGGAGGUGGUGCCCAGUAGCAUGUGGGGGGGACAGGGCCUGCUGGGCGCCAGCGUUCGCUUCUGCAGCUACCAAGGUGCCAAUGAGAACGUCUGGCACAUACUGGACGUAGAAGCCGGUUCACCAGCGGCACUGGCAGGUCUUCAGUCGUACAGUGACUACAUUGUCGGGGCAGAUCAGGUGUUGCAAGACUCGGAGGACUUCUUCUCGCUGAUUGAAGCCCAUGAAGGGAAAUCCUUGAAGCUGCUGGUGUACAACACACGAACAGACAACUGCAGAGACGUGAUGGUCACACCCAACGGAGCGUGGGGAGGAGAGGGCAGCUUGGGUUGUGGCAUCGGUUAUGGCUACCUGCACCGCAUUCCUGCAACUCCAGAAAUGUCGACAGAGAAGCCCUCCAUCCCAGUUGCAGAAGAAAAAUCCUCUCCACAGGAGCCAACACAUGGGUACACAGAGGCGCCUCUUAUGGCCCCUUCUACCCCCAGUGAAGAUUUGUUAGAUGUGGAGCAGAUCACCCUCCUAGACUCUCUCAUACCUCCACCAGGUCAGACAGUGAUGGACUCUGGUUUAUCUGAUUCCGAUGUGGCAGUGAUGAGCCCCGACCCUGCAGAUCUUUUGGACAGGCUGGACAUGUCCACGUCAUCCAUCGACAUGACCAACACUUCCCUGGCGAUGCAUGAGGAAAAGGAGGUUGACAUAUCUGGUGUUGAGGAGCUGGAGGACAGUGCUCUGCCCUCAUCAUCUGCAGAAAACCAGAGUGAACUACAAGAGCAAGUCUCCCAUGCAGCUGUGGAGCUCACCGCUUCUCUCGCCGCUCCUGACACUUGGUCUGACUCCGGAGUAGCUCCAGCUGAAACUUCUCCUCCCCACACAGAGUCCACAGACCUUCAGAGCUUCGUCAUGGAACCCAGCGGCACCCAGAGUCCUCCUCAGGGUGUGCUGUCCCUUCCUGAGGAGACUCUUCAGCCUUUCACUGAAGAGCCUCCGUGCCCAUCUCCAGUAGACCUGAUCGCGACCGCGGCUGCUAAUGAGGUGGACUUUCAAGUCUUAGGCGAUGUGCAAGAGUCGGCGUGUGAGUCAGCAGAGCCGGCAGAUUAUCAGGACGGUGGGGAAGAACCAGAAAAAACACAUUUUGAUUAAGUUUUUCUUCGGUCAUAUAGAGGCAACGCUAAUGCAUCGUGGCG